UUUUUCCCCCUGCGACCACUUCUUCCCUGCUGCUACCACCUGUAUAAAUAGGUGCUGCGUCCUUCCAUUCUUCCGCACAGACACAACACCCAAGAAACUAAGUAGAAAAUCCACUUCUUCCCUGAGAGACCACAAAUCAUGACCCCUCCUAUCAAGGUUGGACCAUGGGGUGGGAGCAAUGGGAGUCCGUUUGACAUCACAAGGCCAUUCGAGCGUCUCGAAAGCGUGGCAAUUCAGUUUGGCAGAGUCAUCAAUUCAUUUGGUUUCACCUAUGUUGAUGCAAUAAGCCAGAAGCACACUGUUGGGCCAGUUGACGGUGACGGCCGUGGAGAACUUACCACGAUCGAGUUUGCACCAACAGAGUAUGUAACGGAAUUCGCCGGAUCAAUUGGUGACACCAAAGGAACAUUUGUUGUGACGUAUCUCAGGAUUCGGACAAACUUAGAAACAUACGAGAUACAUGGCACAGGGCUGAACGCCCAAGCGAACACUAGCGCAGUAGAGACUGCAUUUCCUUUCAGCGUCCCUCUGCCGGAGAACACCAGCAUUGUGGGAUUCUUUGGACGUCAAGGGGACAAUCUUAAUGCCAUUGGCGUUUAUGUGAAACCAUCCAGUUCCCUCGACACAGACACAACACAGGUUGCUGCGGCCAAGAUUGGAGCAUGGGGUGGGGGUGGAGGGACGGAGUUUGAUGUCACACAGCCACCCAUGCGCCUUGAAAGCAUGACCAUCCGCGCUGGCGACUCCAUUGAUUCACUUGGAUUUUCCUACGUCGAUGAAACAGGCCACAAGCACAGUGUAGGCCCAUUUGGCGGUACCGGCGGGCAACUUGCAACGAUAAAGCUUGCACCUGUGGAGUAUGUGCAGAGACUUUCCGGAACAAUUGGUCAAGCUUUUGGCUCUGAAUCAAGGACGUUUGUGGCAUCGCUACAGAUCGGAACAAACAUCAGAACGUACGGGCCGUACGGGAGAAGGCUGACCAGCGACGAUCAGUUCAGCAUCACGUUGCCGGGGAACGUUUGCGUCGUGGGGUUCUUCGGACGCGCGGGGAAUCUUCUUGACGCCAUUGGUGUUUACAUAGCUUACAAAUCCCUCAGGCUGCCCAGGGCUCAUGAACCUGAAGAAACAUCAGGUAACAAAGAUGAAGAAACCCCAAAGAACGCAACCGUUACAGCUGCUUCCCCACCACCACUCACCAUCACUGGACAGACCGUUCCUAUCAAGAUUGGGCCGUGGGGUUCGGCGAAAAAAUCUUCGGUCUUAGAAGAGACGUUUGGAAUCUUGGGUUGGGGUGGACGCCCGAGCCCGACGGAGUUUGAUGCCACAGAGCCACCUAAGCGCCUCGACAGUGUGAUGAUUCAGUCUGGUGACAUCAUCGACGCAUUUGGCUUUUCCUACACUGAUGAAGCUGGUCAGAAGCACACUGUAGGUCCUUAUGGCGGGAGUGGUGGGAGUCUUACCACGAUCCAGCUUGAACCAUCAGAGUAUGUGAAGCAUUUCUCUGGAACAACUGGUAACUAUGUCGGAUCACCGGCUGUGGCGUCCCUAACGAUGGAAACCAACUUACGGGUGUAUGGGCCGUAUGGGAAAGAUCAGGAAAAGCAUUUCAGCGUUCCCCUCCCUGAGGACGCCAGCAUUGUGGGCUUCUUUGGAACUGCUGAGAACCAUCUUGAUGCGAUCGGCGUUUACGUGAGCCGUUUCAUCUCAAACUAGUCCGAGCGGCCACCUGCUUGAAAAGGCACCUCAAAUUAAAUAAGUCAGGACUUGCGUCCUCAGCGAGUUCAGCUUUCCAGUACUUUGUUUCAGCAGAAAUAAAGAUGAUCAUGCAUGAUAUGAGCGUGGUCUGUACUUGUUUGCCACAGCAGGGGCGGUCCUGCGGAUCCCUUGUUGACGACGGUGUAAUGCGAGUGUUUUUGUUUCAUGUCGAGAGUGCUUUAAUUUUGUUGUAACCUGUGAUGUGGAAUAAAAUUUCUGUGCAUGGGAUUGUGUGUGUUGGAUGCUGAAAA
Molecule: messenger RNA, 2006 nt
Organism: Panicum virgatum (switchgrass)
Lineage: Eukaryota; Viridiplantae; Streptophyta; Magnoliopsida; Poales; Poaceae
Product: agglutinin-like
Exons: 7
Coding region: 139-1713 (524 amino acids)
Molecular function (GO): carbohydrate binding
Source: RefSeq, a predicted model, not a curated record